AUGCUUGCGGCCCGGCAGCCAUGUGCAUACUGGUGCCUCCAGAACGAGAUCGGACAGCAGCUGGACUUUCUUGCGCGCUGCCUUGUUCUCCGUGCCCUUCUGGAUGUUGGGGACGUGGUGCCCGAGGAGCUGCGGUCGCUGCGGGCCCGUGGAAAGGAGCUUCGGGCACAAGCUACCUGCGAAAGCGUGGUGUCGGGCAUGGGGUGUGCUUUCGUCUGCUUGGCAUCGGCAGCGACGAGUCGUGCGACGAAGGCCGUUGUUGUGGCCAACAAACAGGGCGCUUUUUACAACCUCGUGCUGUUGUCCACAUUGGGGACCCAGGCAGCUGCGGAGCUUCUGUUGGGGACGGGUGCGGCGACAGACUCGGACGACCUGCACGAGAAGAUCCUGGAGAUUAGACGGCGCCACCGGGGUAAUCCAGCGGCACUUGUGGAUGACACCGUGCAGGCCGGAGCAGUCUUGAAGCGAAGGCUGCUCGGUGUCAAUGUCAAGGCCGCGUGGCAGCGCCUCCUGGACACUGUACCCGCCAACCCGGCAAAGCCGGCAAUGAAGCGGGGGCCAGAAUGGCGUGCGAAAUCAGGCAUCAUGCAGGACCUCAAAAAGGCCCUGGAGAGUUUGGCCAAAAGCCAGCGGUUGCACAUCCGCAAGAAGAGCGGGGAGCGAUGGGAUCCCACCAAUUGGAUUGUGGAACUCCCUUCUUGA
Molecule: messenger RNA, 702 nt
Organism: Symbiodinium sp. CCMP2592
Lineage: Eukaryota; Dinophyceae; Suessiales; Symbiodiniaceae
Source: the annotation of a GenBank genome assembly